Molecule: messenger RNA, 1547 nt
Organism: Heterotrigona itama
Lineage: Eukaryota; Metazoa; Arthropoda; Insecta; Hymenoptera; Apidae
Source: the annotation of a GenBank genome assembly
AUGACGACGAUCGCUCGUCUUCUCGUGGGCAUCGUGAUAUACGGUUCUAUCACGAAAACAGGUAAAAUUAGUCUAACAAUUGACACGUAGACCAUUUACACCGUGAACUCAUUCGUCUCUCUGUUCCAGAGGGACGUUGUUCGUACGCCAGUUGGGAGAAAAUCGGUGGCGUGAAACCGGAAACCAUUGACGCGCAAACGGUCCUCUUUAGCGCGGCCAACUCAAAUGGAAUAACGAAGCAUUGCUUUGAAAGGUGUGAACGCAUAAACUGCACCGCAUUCGUGAUAGAUUUUGGCAGAAGCAUUUGUUACAGCGUACGAACAAGAGACGACGAGCUAAUACCCGAUCCGAGUUCGAUCUUUUAUCACCGAGCAAGUAGAAUCACGCACGAUCGCGCUUCAAAUUAUAUUAUUGUUUCAUCGACAUCGUUUUCUAUCUCACUUUAUUGGCUAGUGCCAAUAAGUUGCGCGCGAGACAGACUUUGGCAAGUAGAGAGAAUCCCAGGUGCAGUGUUCAUGGAUUCCAACGCGUUUCACCUGCCCGAACCGACCACGAGGAACCAAUGUUACGAGAAAUGCAUUGAUACAGAACGAUCGACGCAACUCGACGCCAAUCGACCACGCGAUCGCAGCCGCGAUUUUCUUCCAGGCAGAAGCUGCGAGUCCAUGCAAUUCCGCACCACGAAACCUCUGUCGAUCGACAAAACCGCGCUCGGACGGUGCUCUCUCUCGUUGCACGAACGAGGAACCAAACCGUCAGCGUACAGAGCCUCGAUGUACAGAGACGAGUACCUUCGAGACCAGUGUCGAAGUCUGUUGCAAGAGAAGAUGCGACUCGAGCGUGGAUGGUUUCAUCUGUCGAGGAUACACGUUUGACAAUUCGUCGGGUGAUAGAGUCUGCCUGUUGCAUUCGGAAGACACCACCAGUCUCGGUGUCAGCUCGUUGAUCGACACAGCGAACGUGGUCUACAGAGAACGAGAACCAUGUUUAGAUCUGAGGGUACGAUGCAACGUUUCGACGAUGACGAUCGAGUUGAGGACAAACGACGCAUUCUUCGGCCGAAUUUACUCGAAUGGACACGCUGAUAGCUGCGGUGUCCAAGGUACGGGAAGUAAUCGGACGAUAUUGACGUUACCCAUUCCAUCGGCGGAUAAAGUUCAGGAGGGAACACUUCGUUGCGGCUUGAACCCUGCCUUCUCUAUCGACAAUCAAAAUCGGUAAGAUAUUGUAAGCAACAACGAUACAUCGCGAUUUUUAAAUCAACAUACAUUUUAAGUAUUGAAACAUUAACUGUGGGCAGAUAUCUUGGAGUGAUAGGGACUUCGAUCCUCUUUUAGAGAUGUUUAUAUAUAUAUAAAUUUGGAAUUUUCUUUCUGUCUCCUUCAAAGGUAUGUAUAAAUUCAAAUUGAAAUCUGUAAGAUAUUGUAAACGAUACAUCGCGACUUUUAAAUCAACGAGGAAUUAAAGAUUACAUUUACAUUUUAAGUAUUGAAACAUUAACUGUGGCCAGAUAUCUUGGAGUGAUAGGGACUUCGAUCCUCUUUUAG